This is a messenger RNA of Cladocopium goreaui, 1611 nucleotides long. Lineage: Eukaryota; Dinophyceae; Suessiales; Symbiodiniaceae. The record is from the annotation of a GenBank genome assembly.
AUCCAACCCAUCUCCCCACCGAUCUCUGGACCGCCAUGGCUCCGUGGCGCUGAUGGAGCUGCACCAGGCGCCGGAUCAGCCUUUUGCCGUGCCCGUGACGCGGCGCUCCCCCGAGUGGGGCUGGUUGGAGUACCUGCUGCACGCCAGUUGCAGCACCUACCGAAUCCGCCUGCGCUCCGCCUGCUCAGUGGCCAACAAACGUCUCAGCCUGGAGUUCGAUGCGCGCUGCAAGGGGCUAUUGCAGCUCCAUGCGUGGCUGCCGGUGGCGGAGAUCCCCUUUGGGCAAACAGUGGAGGACAUUUGCAGGAACGGCUUCAAAGCUGGGCAUGUGGGAGUCUCGUUUCACGUUGGCAACCUGCAACUGCCAAGUUUGUACGAUGACGGCCGAGAUCGAGGUGGCAAUGACCGCGGGCACAACGUGAAGAGCCGUGGCAGGUCGCUUCCGGCCGGCCGGCGGCUCUACGAAUUCUUGCUCUGCCGGGUGGGUGCAGGGCGCUCCUAUUUGGUCGACAAGGCAGCUCAGGCAGAGAGCUUGGCGCUGCCUCCCGAGUUCGACAGCUUCUGCGUGCGUCACAGCCCGGCGAACGAGCAGGUGGUGAACGAAGAAUUUCCAGGCGUGCUGCCUCGACACGUGCUGCACCAUGAGUACAUGGUGCGAGAUCCGGCGCAGGCGCUGCCGGUGUACCUGGUGCACUUUGAGUUUGACCCUGAGAUGCCGGAGCUGCUGAACUUGCCGCUCUGCGACAGCUGCGGGCUGCAGGCAGCUCUGGUCUACUGCCAAGCAGACGAUGCCAUCCUGUGCCGGCCCUGCGACACCCGCAUCCACUCGGCCAACAAGUUGGCCUCGCGCCACAUCCGCGUGGAGCUCAACCGGCGUCCCAACGGGCCGCUGGGCAGCUGCCCGGAUCAUAGCGGGGCGGAAGCCGACAUGUACUGCACGGAAUGCAAGCUGCCGGUCUGUCAGCAUUGCCGCAAGCUGGGCAAUCACAGUGCAGGUGAAGCGAAGAAUCAUCGCCUCAUCGGCCUGCGGGAAGCCUAUCAACAUGCCCUGAAGGAGAGCUCCUCAACAGCCAACAGCAUGUUGUCGGAACGGCAGCGGGUGGAGCAGCAACAGGUGGCUCAGUUGGACCAGCGCCUGGUGGCCGUGCAGGAAUCCACCCAGGCCUUGGAGGAUGGGAUCUACGACCAGGUGCAGCUGGCGGUGAAGCAAGGUCAAGCUCUUGCAGAGGAGCAGGCCUCGCUAUUUAUGGCUGAUGAGCUGGAAGCCAAGAGGCAACUGGAGCAAGUGGCGUGGAUGGACUCGUUCAUGGAGGAUCAUGUGAAGAACCUGCCGCCGCCAGACUACUUGAACGCCUGGCUGCUGCAUGCCAAGGUUCGAGAAGACGUGAACCAGCUAGGUCGCCUCCAGCAGGCCCGGGCCAGCGCCAUGCUGCGGCUAGAGGGCGGCUUGCGACUGGUGACGGAUGACUCCAAGGUCUAUUCUUCAGAGGCUGCAGGCACAAUGACAGCUGCGCCCAGACCGAGAGGUGGUAAAAGUCCACCGAAGACUCGAUUCCUGCUGGAUGGCUAGUGCCACCUGCGAGAUGUUAGACGUUGGAUUUCCAAGACGGC